Molecule: messenger RNA, 364 nt
Organism: Ctenocephalides felis (cat flea)
Lineage: Eukaryota; Metazoa; Arthropoda; Insecta; Siphonaptera; Pulicidae
Product: conserved oligomeric Golgi complex subunit 3-like
Exons: 2
Coding region: 26-364 (112 amino acids)
Biological process (GO): intra-Golgi vesicle-mediated transport; intracellular protein transport; Golgi organization
Cellular component (GO): membrane; cis-Golgi network; COG complex
Source: RefSeq, a predicted model, not a curated record
UCAAGUUGAUUUUACUGUGAAAGAAAUGCGAUUGGAUUUUAGCAAAGUGAAGACUGCUGCUUUUGGUUUACUUCAGAAGCGAAAGCAAUUGUUUUCUUUGGGAACUAAUAAUGCGAUUUUGGAGUUUUUACUUGAUGGAACGCCCCAAGUAAAGGAACAAUUGCUAGAUUCUCGUAAAGAUGUUGAUCGUCAACUGAAAACUUCCUGUGAAAAUUUUAUUCGAACAUCAACUAUUUUAUUGGCUGCACCUCUUCUUGAUUUCAAUAAUAAGGUUGCAACAUUUUUUCAAAAUGUAGAUGAAAACAAGCUGUCAACUACACUUAAAUCACAACCUUGGGCUGGACCAAAGAGAUUGGUGCGAUAG